Messenger RNA from Achroia grisella, 357 nucleotides. RefSeq lists its product as uncharacterized. The record is from RefSeq and is a predicted model, not a curated record. Bases 37 to 348 code for a protein of 103 amino acids. The transcript is spliced from 2 exons. NCBI's taxonomy places the organism in Eukaryota, Metazoa, Arthropoda, Insecta, Lepidoptera, Pyralidae.
GUGUUAUACGACUCAUUUAAAAAACUAAAUAUCAAUAUGAAGAGCCUAUUCUAUUUAUGUGCAUUCGCUUUGAUCGGGUUAGCAGUGGGAGAAACUAAAGUGCAUUCCCGAGGUUGCAUCUAUAUAUUAGGACGAUGUGCACAGGAAUGCGAGGAAGGUACCUAUGGAUAUUCAGUCGGCUGUGGCUUCUUAACUCCAGAAGCCACCUGCGAGGACCCUAAGCCAGUUCAAGAUACACGUACUGGAAUGAUCUGCGACUACUCGGCUUGUUACUGUGCACCACCCACUGUACGGAACACGAAGACGAAAAAAUGCGUUCAACUUGACGAAUGCCCGGCCGACGCUUAAACUGUCAUG